AUGGCCACCGUGGUAAAAAUGCCUCCAUGCAAUGGCCACCGAGUAUCUCCAACGGAUAACUUAUAUAUAGCACUAGUUUUUGAAAAGAGGGAAAAAGAAAGCGAAAAUUUCCACAUCUCCUCCGCCGUUCACUGGAGUCAACUUUCAGUUAUCACGAAGAUGAAAUUCCCAACUCAAGCUCUCAAAACAUUCGGGUUCCAUAUCGACCAGCGAUUGCCAAAAUUAAUCUCCGGCCGCCUUCAAAUUACACAGAAGUGUUGCCCGCCGUUUGGGGCGUUGCACGGUGGUUUGUCGGCAAUGAUUGCGGAGGAGAUUGGUGAUUACGGUGCCUACUUAGCUUCCGGCAAGCGAAAGCCUAUCGGAAUCCAACUUAACAUAAACCAUCUUAAGAGUGCCGAAGUCGGUGAUAUUGUGCUUGCAGAGGCUACUCCGGUCAAUGCCGGCAGAACUAUUCAGGUAUUUACCGCUUUCACCACUUAA
Molecule: messenger RNA, 480 nt
Organism: Oldenlandia corymbosa var. corymbosa
Lineage: Eukaryota; Viridiplantae; Streptophyta; Magnoliopsida; Gentianales; Rubiaceae
Source: the annotation of a GenBank genome assembly